Rosa chinensis is the source of this 2532-nucleotide messenger RNA. RefSeq lists its product as uncharacterized. Bases 1 to 2532 code for a protein of 843 amino acids. The record is from RefSeq and is a predicted model, not a curated record. The transcript has a single exon. NCBI's taxonomy places the organism in Eukaryota, Viridiplantae, Streptophyta, Magnoliopsida, Rosales, Rosaceae.
AUGGAUAAGUAUUGGAUGCAUGCUGAUAGAAGAUCACGCACAUAUGAGUUAGGUGUUGAGGAAUUCCUUAGGUUUGCUGUAGAGAAUGCUAGUGAUGUAAAUAAUAACUGCUGUCCCUGUUCAAAAUGUGGGAGCAUAGAUGGGAUGUUCUCAGCCAGGGUCAUAAAAGAUCAUCUAUAUUUUAAUGGUGUAGAUGAGAGUUACAAAGAUUGGGUAUGGCAUGGGGAACCAUCUAGGGCAACAGUGAAUGCUAAUGAAGGGGAAUCUGAAGCUACUGUAGAUAUGGUAGAAGAUGGAGAUGCAGCAGAUAAUAUAGGGUUGGGAGAUCAGGAAGAAAAAGGGGCUAGUGAAGAUGAGGAGUUUUUUGAAAAUGGUGAGGAUGAGCAGUAUUCUGUAGAAUCGAAUGACUUCAUGAGGUUAGUUGAGGAUGGAGAUAAAGCUUUGUAUCUCGGUUGUACCAAGCACACAAAGUUAAAUGCACUUAUACAGACUUAUAACCUUAAAGCAAAACAUGGAAUGUCCGAUGUGUGCUAUUCUGACAUGUUGAUCAUGAUCGGAAUAUUUCUCCCUGAGGGUAAUGAGAUACCUGGUUCGCAUUAUGAGGCUAAGAAGACUUUGGCUACAUUAGGAAUGGACUAUAAAAAGAUCCAUGCAUGUCCUAAUGACUGUAUUUUGUACAGAGGACAACAUGCUGAUGCGAGUAGUUGUCCUACAUGUGGGGAGUCUAGGUGGAAAUUAGGCAAAGAUAAUAUCGAGAAGCAAGGGGUACCCGGGAAGGUGUUGUGGUACUUUCCCCCAAUCCCACGUUUCAAACGCAUGUUUCAAUCGACAAAAACUUCCCAUAACCUAACUUGGCAUGCGAAUGAAAGGAGGAAGGAUGAGUUUAUGCGUCAUCCUGCAGAUGCCCCUACUUGGAAGUUAGUGGACCAAAAAUGGCCAGAAUUUGGUAAUGACCCUAGGAACCUUAGACUUGCACUUUCAUCUGAUGGUUUUAAUCCCCACAGCUCUUUGAGUAGUAGAUAUUCAUGCUGGCCAGUUAUACUAGUUACGUAUAACCUCCCUCCAUGGCUAUGCAUGAAAAGGAAGUUCAUGAUGCUGACUUUAUUGAUUUCUGGACCUAAGCAACCCGGAAAUGACAUUGAUGUAUACAUGCAGCCCUUGAUUGACGAUUUAAAAGCUUUGUGGGAUGGGAUAGAUGGAGUGUAUGAUGCAUUUAGAGGAGAAUACUUUAAACUGAGAGCUGUUUUGUUUUGGACGAUUAACGACUUUCCCGCUUAUGGGAACUUAUCGGGUAGUGUUACUAAGGGGUACAAUGGUUGUCCUAUAUGUUGUGAGAACACAAAACCACAUCGGCUAUCUCAUGGACAGAAAAUGAGCCAUAUUGGUCACCGGAGAUGGUUACCGCGCCAUCAUCCUUACCGAAGGCUGACCAAAGAGUUCAAUAACUUACCGGAGUUUGAAACUGCCCCUGAACCCUUAAGUGGAGAAGAGGUAUUAAAAAGGGUUGAGGGCAUGACCUGGUCAUUCGGUAAAAAGAAUCCUCUUCCAAUAUAUAAGGGUUUGGAAGACCAAACCAGACCUUGUUGGAAGAAGAAGUCCAUAUUCUUCGAACUUGAGUAUUGGAAAUUUCUUCCGGUUCGACAUAAUCUCGAUGUCAUGCACAUUGAGAAGAAUGUAUGCGAUAGUAUUAUUGGUACAUUAUUCAAUAUUCCUGGAAAAACGAAAGAUGGAGUCGCUGCUAGGUUGGAUCUGGUGGAAAUGGGCAUAAGGACUGGUUUGGGACCAACACCAGGGCAAAAGAAAGACAAGUUGCCUUUGGCAAGUUGGAAUCUGCUGCUAGAAGAGAAGAGAGCAAUGUGCAUGUCUUUUUUCAACAUGAAGGGUCCUUACGGCAUUUCCUCAAAUAUAAGGAACCUUGUUUCCUUAGAUGACUUAAGGCUGGUUGGUCUCAAAUCACAUGAUUGUCAUAUGGUGAUGCAACAGCUACUACCGAUUGUUAUACGUUCAAGUUUGGAGAAACCAGUCCGGUUUGCAAUCAUUCGGUUUUGUCUCUUUUUUAAGGCAAUAUGCAGCAAAGUGAUAGAUGUUAGGAAGCUGAAAAAAAUGCAAGAAGAUCUAGUUUUGACAGUUUGUGAGCUUGAGAAGUAUUUUCCACCAUCCUUCUUUGAUAUCAUGAUUCAUCUCACAGUCCAUCUUGUUAGAGAAGUUGAGCUUUGUGGACCAGUUUUCUUUAGGUGGAUGUACCCUUUUGAAAGGUACAUGAAAACCCUCAAAGGGUAUGUUAGAAAUCGAAACCAUCCAGAGGGUUGCAUUGUUGAGUCAUAUGUUGUUGAAGAAGCAGUGGAAUUUUGCUCAGAUCGUAUACUUUCUGGUGAAAAUACAGUUGGCAUCCCAUCAAUAGGCAUUUUUGAUGAAAGCUGCACCAAACCGUUAUCUGGUGCUACUGUUGUGUCCAUUUAUGGAAGGGAGUUGGAACUAGCACAUCUUUGUGUAUUACAGAAUACAGAGGAGGCAAGACCAUACUUCAUGUAA